GUUGUGAGCGAGAGAGAGAGAGAGAGAGAGAGAUGGACGCCUUCACCGAAUCUCUAGAAUCAAUCUACUCUUCUUCUGCCUUCAACAGACAAGUGGAGCGAGAAGAAGCAGAAUUACCCAAGCUGAGAAGCUUGUCUUCGAGGGAGAAGAAGAAGAAUCAGGUGUUGCUUGAAGGCUAUGUGGAUUCUGACGAUCAUCUGUCGAGGACCAAGAGCUUGACGGAUGAGGAUCUCGAUGAGCUCAAAGGCUGUUUGGAUCUCGGAUUUGGCUUCAGCUAUCAAGAGAUUCCCGAGCUCUGUAACACCUUGCCGGCUCUUGAGCUCUGCUACUCUAUGAGCCACAAGUUCAUGCUCCAUUCCUGCUCUUCUCCGAUCGCCAAUUGGAAGAUCUCCAGUCCUGGUGACCAUCCAGAGGAUGUGAAGGCGAGGCUCAAAUACUGGGCACAGGCUGUUGCCUGCACACUUAAAUUGUGCAGAUAGAUUACAACUUUAAGCAAAAUCAUUUUCUUGUGGAAAUGAAACAUCAAUAGGUCCUUCUUGCUCGUUCAUUCUUUAGCUGGAGAAUCUGUUGAUGAUGGAUCUGCAUGCGCUGAGGAAGAUUUCAGGUUUGAGAUCAAACAAAUACCUGAGUCACUAUUGUCUUAAAAUUGUUCCCAAGCUACUAGGACCAUUGUUUAUGAUACCAAGAAUAACGAAUAAGCUUACCCUUUGUUUAUUUUCUGGACAAUGUUUCGAUGCCUAUCAAUAUUCCAACCUUAGCUGUUGGUUUCUAUGCAGUGGUUGAGGUGAGAGCCUCCUUUGGAGCUUCACCAACUACUUUCUGUCCUCUGCAUUUGCUGAGGUAACUAACCUAACUUGGUCCACAUUGAAUGCUUUUGCGAUGCUAACAAUUAUGAUCCCAAUCCUAUAAUGAUUGUAAUGGUUCUUUGAUGCUUUAACUGCACCUGCCUGGUCGUGCUUCUCCGUCGUAUGGAUAGAUAUAGGUCCUACCUUGCUGACAAUUUGUGAUGCUUAACAAUGUCUGAGGUCUGUGAUGCUUAAUGCUUGAUUGUGCUGACCAAUCAUUCGGCUGGAAUUCCAGAUGCAAUUGAAAAGAGGGCGCGCGACUACUAGAUUCCUGAUCUGACCAUGAAGUUUGAUCCAUAACUUUACAAUUUAGCUCUCUCGGGUCUUGUUUUCGUGGAGACUUUCAUUAGUAAGGUUUCUUGCGUUGAUGUUAAGCAACUGACUAGUUACUAAUGUAUUCUUGCGGAGAUCAGUACGACGAUUGAUCUUAGGUUGCAUCUGAUAAUUUACAUAGUGAAUAUUGUAACUGGGAGACUGAGAAUGCAGAACAUAGGAAAUAUGAAAUAUAUACAAUACUAUGAUAUGUGAAUGAAUGUAAGUUAUAAUGCUUGGUAGCAUUGCAGAUAUUGGGAUUAAACUCCUCAAGUUAUAGAAAAAGGUAAGAGAAAGCUUUGCCUUUCAUUCCAUGGCUUGAAAUAAUUAGUUUGGAAGGAAAAAGUCUGCUUGUUUUUGAC
Molecule: messenger RNA, 1519 nt
Organism: Fragaria vesca subsp. vesca
Lineage: Eukaryota; Viridiplantae; Streptophyta; Magnoliopsida; Rosales; Rosaceae
Exons: 2
Coding region: 33-479 (148 amino acids)
Source: RefSeq, a predicted model, not a curated record